Olea europaea var. sylvestris is the source of this 319-nucleotide messenger RNA. RefSeq names its product chaperone protein ClpC1, chloroplastic-like. Lineage: Eukaryota; Viridiplantae; Streptophyta; Magnoliopsida; Lamiales; Oleaceae. Gene Ontology annotation, cellular component: cytoplasm. Gene Ontology annotation, molecular function: ATP hydrolysis activity. Gene Ontology annotation, biological process: cellular response to heat. The transcript is spliced from 3 exons. The record is from RefSeq and is a predicted model, not a curated record. The coding region runs from base 11 to 319 and encodes 102 amino acids.
GGUUAUUAGAAUGGCAGGCGAGAGUUCGGAAGCUGUUGGUGCUGGUGUUGGAGGUGGAAGUUCAGGCAACAAGAUGCCUACACUGGAGGAGUAUGGUACUAAUUUAACCAAGCUAGCUGAGGAGGGUAAAUUGGACCCUGCUUUUGGAAGGCAGCAAGAAAUUGAACUUGUCACUCAGAUUCUGGUGCAGCGUACAGAAAAUUACCCCUGCCUCAUUGGAGAACCUGGCAUUGGGAUGACAGUAAUUGUAGAGGGCCUUGCUCAGAGAACUGCCAAUGGGGAUGUUCCUGAGACCAUUGAGGAGAAAAAAGUAUUUUAA